Messenger RNA from Zootoca vivipara (common lizard), 9096 nucleotides. Lineage: Eukaryota; Metazoa; Chordata; Lepidosauria; Squamata; Lacertidae. The record is from RefSeq and is a predicted model, not a curated record.
CAUGAAUAUAUAAAAUAUUUUAAAGUAAUUGAUUUGAUAUCUAAAAGGUGUAAAUAAGCCCUUGACAUCAGCAGGUACUGUAACACACUUCUCCCCCUUCCUUUUUGGGACAAAGUACAAAUGAUAAACCACAGAGCCUAGGGCUUGCCGAUCAGAAGGUCGGCGGCGUAUCCCCGCAAUGGGCUGAGCUCCCAUUGCUCAGUCCCAGCUCCUGCCAAUCUAGCAGUUCGAAAGCACGUCAAAGUGCAAGUAGAUAAAUAGGUACCACUACAGCGGGAAGGUAAACAGCGUUUCCGUAUGCUGCUCUGGUUCGCCAGAAGCGGAUUAGUCAUGACCUGGAAGCUGUACGCUGGCUCCCUUGGCCAAUAACGCGAGAUGAGCGCUGCAACCCCAGAGUCAGUCACAACUGGACCUAAUGGUCAGGGGUCCCUUUACCUUUACCUAAAAAUGAUAACUGAGAUGAAUAUAACAUCAGUCUGGCAACUGCUUAAGACUUCUUGCUAGCAUGUUUCCCCUGAAACCUCUGCUCUCCCAGCCACUUUUCUUUCUGCAGGGAUUCAGACCCCUGUUUGCAAAUAAACACAGGGCUACCGGUAGAAAAAAAUCAUGGGAAAAGCUUUCAAAUGAAAUGUGUUGCCGGGAAAUGAGCUAAGUACUCCCUUCCAAGCCAUCCCUCUAUUGCAAGUCACCCUUUUCCCCAAAGAUCCUUGACGAGGAAAAAUAUGUCACUGGGCCAAAACUAGGGUUGGUUGUAAUGCUUGGUUUGGCCCUAAAAGGAUGGCAAGAGGAAUAUUUCCAUCAAAUAUAGGCUGGUUCUCAUAGGCCAAUAAGACAUAUUAUAUGGUGGUUGGUUGCUUGGUGCUUCUCAUCUGAAAUGUGUGAACUGUCUGUAUUAAAAAAGCAUUAUGUUUGUAAGGUAAAGGUAAAGGACCCCUGGAUGGUUAAGUCCAGUCAAAGGCAACUAUGGGGUUGCAGCGUUCAUCUCGCUUUCAGGCCAAGGGAGCCGGUGUUUGUCCGCGGACAGCUUUCCGGGUCAUGUGGCCAGCAUGACUAAACUGCUUCUGGCGCAAUGGAACACCAUGACGGAAACCAGAGUGCAUGGAAACACAGUGUUUGUACAUGCUAUACGGGAUAUGAAAAGUCUAUCUGCAGUUCUUGAUCUGUGAUGGCUUAUCAAGUCAUCUCUUUAGGCCUCAGUUCCCCCCUGAGAGAGAGAAAGUGGAUCAGGCUUCCCCAUCCCAGGGAAUCAAAUAUCACUGUUACCUUACAAUUAUUCUGUUGCAGCAUUAAUCUUGUGUGGCCUGCAAAAUGUGGUUUCCUCUGCCACAUUAGAGAAGUGGCGCCAUAGCCAUAUGCUAGAAUUAAACUCACCCCCUCACAGCUUGAUCCAUAAACCAGUUAAAGUAUAAAGUAUGUGGAUUUAAAUCCAAAUGGUUUUGUGACUGAUUCUCCCCAUGAUUCAGCAGUAAUAGUCAAAGCACAUCCACUAGAACAGGCAAUAGAGUUUCAGUUCUGUUCCUUGUCCUAUUACUUAGCAAUCAUUUUACCACCAGAUUGCUGCUUGCCCACUCAAGCAUGACAAAUAUUUGCUGCAUCUUGCUUUAUUUGUUAAAACUCCAUGUCCUAGAAGAACUGCAUUUGCAGCUAUGCGCGAUCAAUCAGAUUUAAAGUAAUUCUUAAAAGGAUUAAAUUUCUUCAAGGUAAAACUGAAAUGCUUGUUCAAAAUUGAUAUUGCAAUGCCCCAUUUCUCUUUCAAUCAGGUUAUUUUUUAUUCUAAGAAUUUCUUUUCUUUUUCAACUGAGAAGCAAUUUCAUCUUCAAUAUUUUCAAGCAAGAAUUUGUAUUCAUCUAAUUAUUAUCCUCUGGUUAACAAUCUUUAUUAUAAACCCAACAAAUUAAUCUUUCUCAGCAGAAGAGCAGGCAAAAAUCCUAAUAUAUUGUUUCAUGCUUUUAAAAAUGCUGAGGUGUCAGAAAGAAUAAAUGAUUAGUAAAGUUAUUGGCACAUAGACUUUCUUGAAAAUGAGAGCAUGCAUGGAUUUUUUAAAAGAAAAUAGCUAAGAAACAAGAGAACUUCAGUAACAGAAAGUAAGGGGUAGAGUGGGCUGUGUGGGAGAGACAUUGUUCUCUCUGGAAAAUCUUGUGGAAGAAGAAUGGCCAUGAAAAAAAGAAGCUGUGUUUUAAAACAUAUUUUAUGGUUUUCUCUUGUUGCCAUGAAACGCUAUAACGCAUUUCAGGCUAUGGUAUAUUAUAUAGGAAAUCCAGGAUUUAUAUCAGUAAUAUGGGAGUUCAUAUAUACACAUACAUUUGCGCACUCUCGCUUGCUUGCUCACUCGCUCUCUCUUGCUCUCUCUCUCUCUCGCUCACACACACACACACAAAACCAGUGUUGCAAUUAGUUAAGAAUUUGUGCUUCUAUUAGAUAUCGAUUUACUUGUAAUAUGUUGUCAGAAUCUGAAAAGGUGCAUCCCUGAGGAAAUGAGUAAUUGAAAUUGCUAUUAGAUUAUCUCUUCAAAGCAUACUUAAGAAUAUUGGAAUGUGAGGAAUAUGAAAUUAGUUGGUGAGUUCAGAAUUAAAUGAAGCUCAGAAAGCGGGUCAGUACAAGCAAUACAAAUGUUUAUGAAUUUGCCGAAGUUAAUUUGAAGUAAUUAAAUCCCCAGGAAGCCAGCCCAAAGACCUAGAGGAAGUGAAUAUUGAAGUGGUGAUGUUUGUUGAUGAUUCAAAGCAAUUUCUAGAUGAUUAAAAUAGAUUCUGAGGGAAUCCAAACCGUUUUCAUAACACCUGAGACAAGGCAGUUAAAUUAAAAAUAGAAUUUAAUGUCAAUGACAUGAUACACAUUAGAAAAGAAAUCCAAUCUGCUUUAUCUUUUGGGGUGGGUUCUUAAUUAGGUUCAUGUACACACCAAAGAGGGACGUGGGUUAAACCACAGAGCCUAGGGCUUGCCGAUCAGAAAGUCGGCGGUUUGAAUCCUCGCGAUUGGGUGAGCUCCCGUUGCUCGGUCCCAGCUCCUGCCAACCUAGAAGUUCGAAAGCACCUCAAAGUACAUAAAUAGGUACCGCUCCGGCGGGAAGGUAAACGGCGUUUCCGUGCACUGCUCUGGUUUGCCAGAAGCAGCUUAGUCAUGCUGGCCACAUGACGCGGAAGCUGUACGCUGGCUCCCUCGGCCAAUAAAGCGAGAUGAACACCGCAACCCCAGAGUCGGUCACGACUGGACCUAAUGGUCAGGGGUCCCUUUACCUUUACCUUUUUUACACAGCAAAGAUAACUUGGAUUAGUAAGACUACUCCUCAGAAAUAGCAGUAUAUUGCAGUAUAUUGCUUGGUUAUUGAGUGGAAGAACUAAAGCUGAACAGGAUUCACCUUCCAGAAAAGUCUCUAGAGGGUCAGUGGCCCCUUCUGAAGAACAUGUGAUGAGGAAGGAUUGGCUGCGGUGGGAAGCGGGAAUUGCGCAAAAUCAGCUGUAGGCCAAGUUUGCAUGUGAUGCCGCACAUCUGCGUUGCGGUGGUGGGCACCCACAAUGCUUCUAGGAAGCUAUAGUUUUCCAAACAUGCCAGGAUAUUAAGCCAGCUUUAAGUCAAGGCUUCAUAUCCUAAUUUGUUCAGAAACCAUUAUCCAUCCAGUACAGACUCAAAAGGAAACUAGUUUACAGUGGUACCUCGGGUUAAGUACUCAAUCCAUUCCAGGGUGCCAUUCACACCCCGAAAAGUACUUAACCUGAGCGGCUGUUUUAGCACAUGCGCGCAAAACAUGCAGAAUGCUUCUGCGCAUGCGCACAUGGCGGAACCCGGAAGUAAACAGUUCUACGUCCGCCACGUUCUUAUCCUGAAAGUACGCUACCCGCAGCAUACUUAACUCGAGGUAUGACUGUACUGAGACUUCCUGACUUAUGUAAAGGGAGGACUGCAGCAGUUGCAUGUGAGUUUAUAUCUUGGCUUAUUAACGUGAAACAUGAUUAUCCGAAUGCAUCCAGUGGCUUGCCUAAGGCCACCUUGUGAGUUCUUUUUAGAGAGCAGUUUUGAACUGUGGGCCUCUGCCUCCACAGUUUAAUUACUUAGGCACUCCAUCAGCCCUCAAGAGCUGUCCCACUAGUCGUCAUGAAGCAUGACAUUAUACUAGCACAUAGGAAAACUGCAGAUCUCAUAAAUUCUGCAACACAGACAUUUAGGAUUGCUGUGUGAGGCAAGCAUCGUCUUUUAAACAUAGAAACCUGAAGCACUGGGUUGCUCUGCUGGUGAUCUAAUGUACUUGUCAUCUAAAUAUUUGGUCUUCAACUGGUGAAUCAUGACCCAUUAGAGGGUUGCAACCUAGUCUUAAGGUGGAUUGCAUAGUCUGCUAACCAGCAGCAUAGCAAUUGCCAUCAAGGUGUGCUGUAGCUUAAGAUGGACCAUGGAGGUGCUAUGGUAAGAUUAAAAAAAAGUUUUACUCUCCUUUAUAAAUUAGUAACAUAGCUACCAAAAUAAAUACUUACAAAAAUCUUAAAAUUGCUUUGUUUGACUGGGAGAAGCAAGACAGAAGAGGCACUUUCAGUCACAUUCUUGUGAGCAGACCAAAAAUGCUUGCCUGCCGGGUAUCAUGGUUUCAGUGCAUAACACCCAGCCCCAUUGUAGAUUAUAAAGUGCUAAGCAACUUUCUGGUGCCAGUGUAACACAAUGGCAAUGAUGGCGAUACUCCCAUAGUACCCAUGCAAAUAAGACAUUGUCAGUUCCUAGCUACAAGGAUGCUAUUAUUAUGAUGGAACUAAUCCAUACUUCCUCCAGCACAUGAAGCAUCCCUUGGUCCAGUUUAGGAGAACAGCAAGUGACCCAUGAUAGCCACAAUUUUCAGAGCGUCCCUCUGACAAUGGUUCAGAUGUCUUCACAUUUAAAACACAACCAGCUGCAGUUUGCAAACCUUUAUUAAGCAUCCUUGCUGAGGCUUCUAUAUUCCUCCAAAUGCUCUGAUUGGCUGCUCUGCAUUAAUGCCAGUGGGAGUUUUUAAAAGUAUUUUGCUGGCAGAAUGUGGCACUAUGAUUCGAUGUGGGACCAAGUGAGCAUAGUAUCUGAGCUAAAGCCCUGCCCAGCAUAGUGUAAAGCAAAUUGGUAAACAUGUUUAUUUCAAGCAGUCAGCAAGAUAAAAUUCUGCUUCUAAACUGACUUCUCAGUUGGGCUCCUUUGAGUCAUCAUCCCCCCGCACCACCCCAAUAUAUGUUUUUGCCCUUAGGUGCGAUUUCUCAGCAGUUCUGUUUUGUAAUGUUGCAAUAUCUUAUGUCUUGGAAUGAUGUUUGGUGGAUAGUUAUUAUUGAAUUCAUUGGUACAUCUCAUGAGUAUUUUCGCUAGUGAUCGCAAAAUCUUGAAGCAUUACCGGAACCUUUCUUCUCAUCCAUAUUCCUAGCCCUUUAUUGCAUCUUGUUCUAAUUGGAUUUCGCUGAAGCGUAAAAAUAUAAAUAGUUUGUUCCAAGCCAAUAACAAUCUAUUUUGCCACCAUGGCAGUUCCUCAUAAAAUGCUUGCUUAUAUUUUGAUUUAUAAACUCCACUCAAUUAACCACAUCUUGUUGAUAGCAAUAAAGGGAGUGAACUAGCGAAGUCAAACUUAACUCUCUCCAGUUAAAGACAAUGAAGUGGGCAACACAAUCCCAUGUGUAUUUACUCAGUUUACUUGCAAGUAAGUAUUCUUAAAUUUCCUAGAAAAGUGCUGAAAUUUGGAUGGAUUGUGCCCCCAAGAAAUCGUAGCAUUGAUUUAUGUUCUUCUAGCUAUAUGUAUGACUGGCCAAACAGGAAUAAUUCUAUAACAGCAUAACAACAACAAAAACAACAACAACAACAACAAAAACAACAACAACAAGUACUUUUAUUAUUUACAUGCUGCCCAUCUGACUGGGUUGCCCCAACCACUCUGGACAGUUACCAACAAAACAUUAAAACCACAAUAAAGCACCAACCGUUAAAAACUUCUCUGAACAGGGCUGCCUUCGCUGGUCUUCUAAAAGUCAACUAGUUGUUUCUCUGUUUGAUAUCUGAUAGGAGAGUAUUCCACAGGGCGGGUGCCACCACUGAGAUGCCCCUCUGCUUGGUUCCCUGUAGUUUCACAGCUUGCAGUGAGGGAACCGUCAGAAGACCAUCGGGGCUGGACCUCAGUGUCCAGGCUGAAUGAUGGAGGUGGAGAUGCUUCCAAGGCCAUUAGGGCUACAGAGGUCAACAGCAACACUUUGAAUUUUGCUUAGAAAUGUACUGGAAGCCACUGUAGAUCCUUUAGGGCUGGUUUUAUAUGGUCCCAGCAUCAAUCUAUCCUAAAAGGCCACGGGCUAACAGCAGUUAAGGAAAAAGCAGCCACUCUCAGAAUUCAUGUCCCGGGAACGUCCGAAGAUGUACAUCCUACAGACCUAGCAGAAAGCUCCAUCCCAGACAUGGACGAGACCACACAGAACAGCUCUUCAGAGAACACACCUUUGCCUUCAUCUCCUUCUGCAUCACGUGGAAUGUUUUCAACCAUCAGUAGUGCCGUACAGAACACCGGCAAGAGCGUCUUAACUGGUGGCCUUGAUGCUUUGGAGUUCAUUGGCAAGAAAACUAUGAACGUCCUUGCAGAAAGUGAUCCUGGAUUUAAAAAAACCAAAACAUUGAUGGAACGAACUGUUUCCUUAUCCCAGCUGUUGCGAGAAGCCAAAGAGAAAGAGAAGCAAAGGCUGGCCCAGCAAGUGACAUUUGAAAGGACGGCACAUUAUGGGCUGCUGUUUGAUGAGUUUCAGGGUUUGUCUCAUCUGGAAGCUCUAGAAAUUCUGUCUAAUCAAAGUGAAGCCAAGAUACAAUCAUAUUUAACAUCCCUUGAAGGAGAGGAAUUGGAAAAAACAAAAGAUGCUUUAAUUGCUAUUAAAGCAAUCUUUCUUCCAGAAGAGUCAGAAAAUGAAGACAACGAAGGAAAGAAAGCAGAUGAGGGAGAUGAAUUUGUGACCAUGCUUACAGAAUUGCUCUUUGAAUUACAUGUAGCUGCCACUCCUGACAAACUUAACAAGGCUAGAAAGAAAGCUUAUGAUUACCUGGAAGAAGCUAGACUCCCUAAAUCUAUAGAAAAAAUGGAAGAGAACAGAGAAGAGAAAACGAAAGUAGAUGAAGCAAACCAAGAAGGUGAAGAAAAGCCUCAAACAGGUGAAUCUGGAGACACAGAAGAAACAAAGAACAAAACUGUAGAGGAAAUUUAUAUGUUGUCUAUUGAAAGCCUUGCCGAGGUAACAGCCCGUUGUAUUGAACAGCUCCACAAAUUAGCAGAAUUAAUCCUUCACGGGCAAGAAGUUGAGAAGCCUGCCUUGGAUCAAGCAAAAGUUCUGACAAAUUUAACAAGUACAAUGUGUAAUGAAGUUUCUUCCCUGUCGAAAAUUUUUGCUGAUUUCUUAACUUCAGUUGGGAGUGACAAAAAAGCCGAAGUCCUUAACCCAAUGGUCAACAGCGUAUUAUUAGAGGGUUGUAACAGCACCACUUACAUCCAAGAUGCUUUCCAGUUAUUGCUUCCAGUUCUCCAGAUCUCUCAUAUCCAGAAUGACUGUUCAAAAACACUACAGUGACCACUUUGCAUUUAAAGGAACCAUCAGUCUAAUAAUCUCUUGGUUGUGUUUACAGUUCAAAAAUAUGUCUGAUGCCUUUAAAAGACACUAAAUGCAGUUUUGCACAUGCAGAAUGAGUAACACUCUUGUAUUUAGGUAAACCUAUUUAAACAUACAGUUUUAUAAAGGGGGGGAACUCUCAUAUUCCUUGUAUUAAUUUAAGGUAAAACGUGUUUAUUUCUGUUUUAUUGGUUGAACUUCAUUUUGGGAUAUUGCUUUCCUAACUUGCAUCCCAUUUUGAAACAUUUGCACUGGCCUAUUUGUCCAGGGUGCCAGAAUGAAGUCUCCUGAUCCAAAAUCAGUGUAAAGAGCUGGGGCACAGUUUGUUACACUCCAAACUACAGUAAGUAGUCUGGGGAUUCAGCAGUUAGUAGGGUAGCUGUUCUCUGCAUGUGGAAAUGUAUGCAUGAAGGUGAGGCAGCAUCUCCUUAUUUAAGUUCAACUGCCCUUUUUCCAUACCAAUAGUUUCACGUAGCUUAAAUGUAACAGACAUUUUCUUGCCGUAACAGAAUCAUGAAUUAAUGACAGUGCUUCUUUCAUAGAUACAAAGUCACAACCUCGUCAUUUAGAUUGCUGAUUCAUUCAGAGGCCAGCAUGAAUCAAUGAUAGCAUCCAUUCAUGCUUGUAUGACAACCAUUGUGCAGAAUGCAUCAUGAGAUUGUCUGCACUUCCUGGUCUGGUCCAAGCUUUCUACUGCUGCUUCUCCCCAGUGGCAAUUUCCAAUAUGUAAGUGCUUUUUAGAAAGGUUGCCAUGCUAGUUUGUUGCUGCAAAAAUGACAGUGGCACUGUAAAGAUAGACAAAUUUAUUGUGGCAUAAGCUUUAAUGGACUAUAUACUACUUCAUCAAAUGUGUGAAGGUAUACACAUGGUUUUUAGAUGAGAGAAAAUGUUGACAGUGGGGGCAAACAAUAAUGAAAUGCAAAAUGUGCUGUCUGAAAAUUCAAUUAAGGCAUGAAUGUGUGCAAACUAAGCACACUGACAAUUCGCAAUAGCAAUAAGUGUUUGUGGCUGCCAAGCAGUGAAGUCCACCAAUUUCCACGUGCUACUCUGCCAUUACUAUUGACUUCAGGGUCUUUGUGGAAAAUUGUGAUUUAUCACUACUGUAGACACAGCGAUAGUGUUUGCUGCCUCAAAGUGGAGUGCUGCUGUCAUAUGCCAAACCAGUGCAUUAUUUAUGGUAGAGGUCCAGUCUCUGGUUUAGACGAGGCUAUUCAGAAAACUAAACUUACGUGCAAGUAUGGUGCCUUCCAUUAAGGCCCAAGGGCAGAUUGUUUGCUUGAGUCCUCACCUACCCAACUUAUUGACAAAUGUCAUUUUCUCACCUGGAAAAUAUGUGCAUAUAAUCGUUUUCUAAAAAUUGAUAUUUUACAUCAGAAGCAGUAUGUUAAGAUUUUAUGUUGCUAAAAUUCACAGACAAUUUUUUUAAAAAAUUCUCUUGUGAUGUAUAGCGCUUAUUGCGUCCUGCAUAUGGGAUUCUCCUUUCAUGUUUUAUCAACUAAUAUAAGCAUCAAUAAAGCUAAAGACAAUG